Phyllopteryx taeniolatus (common seadragon) is the source of this 993-nucleotide messenger RNA. RefSeq names its product aminoacyl tRNA synthase complex-interacting multifunctional protein 1-like. Gene Ontology annotation, molecular function: tRNA binding. The record is from RefSeq and is a predicted model, not a curated record. The transcript has 7 exons. The coding region runs from base 59 to 967 and encodes 302 amino acids. Lineage: Eukaryota; Metazoa; Chordata; Actinopteri; Syngnathiformes; Syngnathidae.
GGAGGCGGUUGUGUGGGGAGGCGUGGCCCCCGGAGCUGAAGAUGGACUGGGACAGCUGAUGGACAAACGUGUCUGGCUGUCAGCGUCGGGCAACACAAAGCUCGGAGACAUGGACUCGGACAAGAUGUUUCAUCCCAGCCUGGCGGCGGCGUUGAUGAAGUUGGAUCCCGAAGACGGCGAGAAGAUGAUGGAGUAUUUCCAAACCCAGGCGUUGCUCACCAGAGAGAAAGCCCUCCUGCAGGCGUCCGUGCGCGAGCAGAAGAAGCUGCUGGUGGAAAACGGCAAACUGAAGAAGGACAUCGAGCAGCUGAGGCGCGAGCUCCACGACAAACAGAGAAGACGCGGCGCUAAGGCCCUCCUCUCACCCAGCAAACCUGCCAACCCGCCACCGUCGCAGACCGCCAGCGAGGCGACUCGCAGGAGAAGACGAGACAAGAAAGCUGCUCCUGAAGCGCCCCCUCUCGAGGCGGCGCCCGCAGUCGACGUGUCGCGCCUCGACCUGAGAGUCGGGCGCGUCCUCGCCGUUCGCCGCCACCCGCUAGCGGCCGAUCUGACCGUUCGAGACGUAGACACGGGAGAGAAGGCCCCCCGCACGGUCGUCAGCAAGUGCCGGCCGGACGACCCAACGAGCUCGCUGGCCGUGUUGCUCUGCAACGUCAAGGCCUGCAAAGUGAAGGGCGUGGCUUCGCAGGCCCGCCUCCUGCGCUGCUUUCGGCCCGACGGUCCGGCCGAGCUGCUGGCCCCGCCCGCGGGCUCCGCCCCCGGAGACAGAGUCACCUUCCUCAACUACCCUGGUGAACCUGAGCCGGAGCUGCAGGCCAAGCAGCGCGUGUGGGAGCACGUUCAGCCGGGCCUCCGGGUGGACGCCCGCGGCGUGGCCAACUACAACGGCUGCGGCUUCCAGGUGAAGGGGAAAGGCCUGUGCAGGGCACCGACCCUCACCAACUGCUCCAUCGGACGCACAUAGACGUGAACGACGCCGUUCGAUGACAU